This is a messenger RNA of Entrophospora candida, 720 nucleotides long. NCBI's taxonomy places the organism in Eukaryota, Fungi, Glomeromycota, Glomeromycetes, Entrophosporales, Entrophosporaceae. The record is from the annotation of a GenBank genome assembly.
AUGCAUCAUACUAUGACAGAAACUGAAUUUUUUACUUCUAUCAUUAAAGGAGAAAACAAUAAGCCUGAAUAUCAUUGCUAUGUCGAAGAAAUCUUUGAAAACUCAGAAAAUAUGACAACAGCAGUUACUAAUGUUUAUCAAAAAUGUCUUGAAAAGAAGAAAUGUUCUAAUAGUACAAAUUUAGUUGGUCUAAAUUAUUUUGGGAUGGGUAACGAGGACCAUCUAGGAAGAAUAUCUGCAGAUAUAAUUUUUGUUCCAUUCUAUAUUCAAGAGAACAAUUUUAAAUUGAAGAAGUUUCAUGUUCAUCUUUAUUCAACAAAAACUGGGGAAAAGCUAAAGGAAUAUCAGGAUUCUGAUGUAAAUGAAUUAUGGAAAUCAAUUGGAUUGUUCACUAUGUUCUCUGGUAGUCAACUCUUCCUAUUGGAAAAUUUAGAAUUAAAACAAGUAAUUGACACAUUAACAAAUUUUGAGUAUUGGUCUAAAGCUGAUGAUAGUGCAGCUGAUUUAGAAACAUUGCAGCUUUUUUCUGAAAUCAAUUCAAAAUCAGAGCCAGAAUUGGAAUCAGACAAAGAUUUGGACUUAGGUUUACAAGUGAAAACUUUUUGGUCAUGUUUUGAAGACUCAAUGAAUAAUAACAUAAGAGGUAGUGAAGGUCAGCGAAGAAUUUUAUCAAUAAUUGCAGAGGAUUUUACAUACUUAAAAUUAAGGGAAAAGCUUAAA